AUUGAUAAGAUAUAUAUUUAUUAAUGUAUUAUCAUUAAAGAAUUGUCUACCUAUAAUAUAAUAAUAACUGUUAAAACUGUAAAAUAGGUAUGUUCGUCAAUACCAGAAGGGUGAUUCAGAAAUGUUACAAAAAAGGUGUUGCAUCAUUUAUAAGAGUAAUGUACAGUAAAAAGUCGACAAUUAUUGAAAGCCAAGUAAAUCACUUUAAUCAGUUACAAGAACAAUGGUGGAAUAAGAACGGCGCCGCGAAACCACUUCACUCUCUGAACAAACUAAGAGUUCCAUUUGUUUGGGAUGGCUUGGUUAACUCAGGAGUUGUUCACAAAAACUUGCUUCUUAAACAAAACCCAGACCUGCUCGCUAACAUUGAAAUAUUAGAUGCAGGAUGCGGAGGUGGGAUUCUAGCGGAGGCGUUAAUGAGGUCAGGUGGUACGGUAACUGGCAUUGAUCCAUCAAAGGAAUUAAUAGAAAUAGCCAAGAAUCAUAAUGUAUCUCGUAAUAUAAACUAUUACUCAGUUACGAUUGAAGAAUUCUCAAUAGAAAACAAAGGCAAGUUUGAUGCAGUUAUCACUUCGGAAGUGAUAGAACAUGUUUGUGAAUUGGAAGUUUUCUUGGAGAGUUGUAUAAGUUGUUUAAAACCUGGAGGUUCCCUUUUUAUUACCACUAUCAAUCAGACAUUACUUGCGUGGUUUCAUGUUAUAGUGCUUUCAGAAAUUCUGUUUAGACAAAUACCAUUAGGAACUCAUCAGUACCGCAACAUUGUUCCAUACCAGCGACUACUAACGAUUCUGGAAAAUAAUAAAUGCAGAAUUGGUACAGGUAGAGGAAUGGUGUACAACUUUUUGAAUAAUGAUUGGUAUUGGAUCAAAACAACGGCAACCCAUUACGCUGUGCACGCUAUUAAAAAUUAAUUGUUAUCUACAAAGAAAUAUUGAAAACCAUACACGUACCACAUAUCGCGCAACGCAACACGUGCAAUUUUCAUAUAGUAACAGAAAAUCCAUUUUCGAAUAUCUUUCCACCAAAUUUUAUAGAACUAUUUUCAUCAGAAGGGUUACAUAAUUACAUUUAUCGAUUGUGUAUCCAUACCUAUGAAUUUUUUAUUAAGUAGGUAACUAUAUAGAUAUCCCUAUAUCCUAUAUCCCUUCAUGUAUUCAAAUAUUUAUUGCAAUAUUGUCCGAGGGAUAGUUAGGCUAAUUAAGCGAUCACCAUAGAGUUCUUUUCAGUUGCCACAUGCAGGGCCGGAUUUACAUAUUUUGUACCUAUGGGCCCCUAGAAAUCGCCCCCCUCCCCUUCCAAUUAUAAGCAUUUUAUACCCCAACCAAAGUUAUUGUUUACUCUUUACAGAAAAAGGUUUUUCUUUCUCAUAAUUUGCUUAGAUAGUAUCAUUGAAUAAAAACCAUUUAUUCAAUGGUAGUAUACAAUAAAAUAGCAUUAUGCGGGUCACUCUGUAAUUGGGCGCAUGCCUGUUGAGGGCCCAAAACAAAAGAGGGAUAAUAAUAAUAAUAAAACAAAUAAAAGACACCAAUUUCAAAUACCUAACGUACCUAUUUCAAGUUUAUUUUACAGUUUAAACACUGUAAUCCAAUAUAUAAACAUGUAAAUGUAACCACUGAAUAGUGUUUCAGAGCAUUCAGAGAAUCUAACGGUUACGUAACGUUAUCAAGUCACCCCAGGUACGAUCGAGAAACUGAUAAAUAUGGCUAGAGGACACCUUAAUUAAGCGUUUUCAACAAAAAAUUGCGGAAGAAGCCCUAAAUUUUCCACAAUCUUAAUACAAAGUUCACAUAAUUUCGUCGAAAUGUGAGAUUAUGUUUCUCCGUAUUUCAUAAUUACCUUUAAGUUGGUAAGAGUGUGCGUAACAUUCCAACUUCAAUUACUUAAGAGGUUAUGUUAUUUUUCUACUAUAGUGCUGUAGAAUUAUUGCCCAAAUUUGUUUUUUUACCGCCCCUACAAAUGUGCUGCUAUGGGCCCGGGCCCACAUGGCCCAAUGCUAAAUCCGGUCCUGGUGCGAUAGUUCAACCCUUAGACUAUGAAAGACCUUCUCUAAGGUUCUUUCCUUCUCUAAGGUUCAACCUAUUCCCAUAAAUGAACGGCAUCGAAACUGUAUGUAAACAUUCCGGUUUCUUCGUGCAAAAUUUUGUGCGACGUAUUGUGCGAUAAGUUUGUAAUUAUAACUUGAACUUUGAAACGCAUGGAUCACUGUACGAAGAUAAGAAAAUAAAAAUUCACAUAAAAAACGCCACAAAGUUUGGUGAUUACUGCAUAAAUAAAUCACCUUCUAAACAUGUUUGCCACUGCCAUAAGUAAAAAUCACUAAAAUCUUUAAGCGCCAAAUUUAAACUAUCGGCAAUUAUUUUGGAGCUACUAGUCGCGCCUUGAACCGUAUUACCUCAUGACCCGUGUUUCGCUUGAGUUUAAAAAUCUACUUACACACCAAAAAGCACGUUUUCGUGGCGGGGCACUCCCAUGGGUCGCAACUACGGGUAGAGUCUAGCAUGACCUUCAUUCACUUGUCGCAGUUGGGUCCAGACAGUGCCUCCUUCAACGUCCAUGGCUCCUCCUGAACUCCAGUUUCUGCUGCACAAGCUUAUCGAGCAGGCAU
Photinus pyralis (common eastern firefly) is the source of this 2605-nucleotide messenger RNA. RefSeq names its product ubiquinone biosynthesis O-methyltransferase, mitochondrial-like. Gene Ontology annotation, biological process: ubiquinone biosynthetic process. The transcript has 4 exons. The record is from RefSeq and is a predicted model, not a curated record. Lineage: Eukaryota; Metazoa; Arthropoda; Insecta; Coleoptera; Lampyridae. The coding region runs from base 90 to 911 and encodes 273 amino acids. Gene Ontology annotation, molecular function: 2-methoxy-6-polyprenyl-1,4-benzoquinol methyltransferase activity.